Cladophialophora immunda is the source of this 4101-nucleotide messenger RNA. RefSeq names its product hydroxymethylglutaryl-CoA reductase (NADPH). Gene Ontology annotation, cellular component: peroxisomal membrane; endoplasmic reticulum membrane. Lineage: Eukaryota; Fungi; Ascomycota; Eurotiomycetes; Chaetothyriales; Herpotrichiellaceae. The record is from RefSeq and is a predicted model, not a curated record. The transcript has 4 exons. Gene Ontology annotation, biological process: isoprenoid biosynthetic process; coenzyme A metabolic process; ergosterol biosynthetic process. Bases 332 to 3784 code for a protein of 1150 amino acids. Gene Ontology annotation, molecular function: hydroxymethylglutaryl-CoA reductase (NADPH) activity; protein binding.
AGAGGAUCCAUGGUCUGGCAGACUUCACGGCUUCAAUCCCCAUGACCGCCUCGUAUCUACCUAUACUUCUCUCCUGCUACUACUUCCCUCUUCCUCCCUCCUCAUCCCGCAUGAUAUCUUUCUGUUGAGCCUUCAUUCGUUGCCGAGUGACCUGUUGUUACCCUCGCUUGCACACUUGAAAACACACAAAACCGCAGUCUCUACUUCUCCAACUACAUUGGAUUUGUGCGGCCCUUCCGAGCAUGGAAAGAUAGACGUCAACAUUUCUCCCUCGUCCCACCUCCCACCGUCCUUGUUGCCGUCCCCGACCACCACUGCGCACUUCCUCAAAAUGCGAGGCUCCCAUCUCCUCCCUAAACAACUUCGCUCCCUGGGCAAGACCGAUAGCUGGCUUAAUCGCACUGUCACUUCCAACCUCCUUGCUAUCUCCAACCUUGCCUGUCAACACCCAAUCCACACCGUUGUCGCAAUCGCGUUGUUCGCCAGUACCUCUUAUGUCGGUCUGCUGCAAGAGAGCUUGUUUGACAGUGGCAUCAAAUCUUUGCAGCACAAUGGAAGAGUAGACGUGGAAGCAUUGUUACAAGGAAGCAGAACAUUGGAAUUAUCUGAGAGAACGGCUUGGAAAUGGCAAUUCCCCGACGAUUCCAGCAUCCCCCUUGCGCCUUUGGGCUCAAACCAUUACGCUUUGACAACCUUCGUGUUCCCGGAUUCUUCGUCGUCUCAGCUGGCUCCCGAAGCCAAUGCUGUUCCGGUACCGGCGAAUGUCACGGCUAACAGCAUCCCGACCACUUCAAACUUGCUCUCACCUAUAUCGCACGACACUUCCUUGGCCUUUUACACCUCCUUCUUAGAGCUUCCUGAUUUCCUGCGGGCUGUCCAGGAGCUUCCUGCCCAACAUGAAUCAGACGACCAAAGGCGCCCAUCUUGGACCAUGAAAGCUGUCCGCCUGAAUGGAAAUGGUCCUCGUGGUGCCUAUCGAACUUGGCUGAGUGAAGGAUGGUCCUCAUUUGUCGAUCUGCUCAAACAUGCCGAAACAUUGGAUAUCAUCAUCAUGUCGCUUGGUUAUCUGUCCAUGCACCUCACCUUUAUUUCGCUUUUCCUCUCCAUGAAACGUUUGGGCUCGAAUGCGUGGUUAGCAGUAUCGGUCCUGUUUUCCAGCCUUUUCGCGUUCCUAUUCGGAUUGGUGACGACAACCAAGCUUGGAGUGCCAAUCAACAUGGUCCUAUUGUCGGAAGGUCUGCCUUUUCUGGUGGUCACGAUCGGGUUUGAAAAGUCUAUCAUCCUCACAAAGGCUGUCUUGUCUGCGUCUUAUGACAAGAACCGGCGAGGCCUGGAAAAUGGGUCGGCGAAUGGCAGUGCCAGCGGCCCAGCGGCCGCCCCUGCCGCCCCGAACUCCAUUCAAGAUGCCAUUCAGAUCGCUGUUAAGGAAACAGGUUUCGAGAUCGUCCGGGACUAUGCCAUCGAAAUUGCAAUCCUCAUUUUGGGUGCGGCUUCGGGCAUUCAGGGCGGGCUCAGACAGUUCUGCUUCUUGGCUGCCUGGAUCCUGGUUUUUGACUGCCUUCUGCUUUUUACUUUCUAUACGACAAUCCUCUGCAUCAAACUGGAGAUCAAUCGUAUCAAACGACACGUUGCCCUUCGCAAAGCGCUUGAGGAAGACGGAAUAAACCAACGUGUUGCUGAAGACGUUGCGACGAACAAUGACUGGCCCAGUGGGCAGCCAAAUCAAGCUGGUGCCUUCAACAUUUUCGGGCAGAAGAUCAAGGCCAGCAGUGUGCCCAAGUUUAAGAUCUGGAUGGUUACGGGCUUCGUCAUCAUCAACGUGAUCAACCUGUGCACAAUACCUUUCCGGACCGCCCGAAGCAUUAAAGCGCCUGGGGCUGCUAUUCCAAGUGUUCUGACACCAGCCCCUAUCGACCCUUUCAAAGUGGCGGAAAACGGCUUGGACGCCAUAUACGUGGCUGCGAAGAGUCAGAAGCUCGAUACCUAUGUCACCGUUCUCCCACCCAUCAAAUAUGAGCUAGACUACCCUUCUAUGGACCACUCCGAAUCGCCAGAUGAUCUUGGUUUCUUUGAUUCUGAGUACACGGAUCAGUUCCUCAACGUGGUCGGCGGAAGGGUGAUUGAGGGCCUCCUGAGCAGUCUCGAAGAUCCCGUACUAAGCAAAUGGGUCUUGAUCGCGCUCACUCUGAGUUUGAUUCUGAAUGGCUAUCUGUUCAAUGCUGCCCGUUGGAGUCUCAAAGAACCGCAAUCUGCGACAAGUUCACCUGCUGCGUCCAAACCGCCGCAAUUGGAGCUGCCCACGACGCCCAGGCCUCGAAAAGUCAGCCUGGAUAUCUCCCGGAACUCGGGAAGGUCGCGAGUGGAGUGUGAGCAGAUGCUUAAGGACAAAAAAGCCGCCUUCCUCACGGAUGAGGAGUUGAUUGACUUGUCUCUGAGAGGCAAGAUUCCAGGCUAUGCCAUCGAGAAGACGCUGGAAAACCCCGAGGUUAUGACCAGAGGGGAAGCAUUCGUUCGGGCAGUUAAGGUCCGCAGAGCAGUUGUGUCAAGGACACCGGCGACAAAGAAUUUUGCGUCUGCGCUGGAGGCCUCCAAGACUCCGUACCGGGACUACAACUACGAGCUCGUCCAUGGGGCAUGCUGUGAAAAUGUCAUCGGAUACUUGCCUCUCCCUCUGGGAGUUGCCGGUCCAUUGGUCAUUGAUGGAGAGAGCUACUUUUUGCCAAUGGCCACUACCGAAGGUGUGCUCGUGGCAAGCACCAGUCGCGGGUGUAAAGCCAUCAAUGCUGGUGGCGGCGCCGUCACCGUCGUCACUGGCGAUGGCAUGACUCGAGGUCCGUGUGUUGGCUUCCCAACCCUGACUAGAGCUGGUGAAGCCAAAGUGUGGCUUGACUCAGACGAAGGCCAGCGAAGAAUGCGCGAGGCAUUUAAUUCUACUAGCCGAUUUGCUCGGUUACAGUCGAUGAAGACGGCUUUGGCGGGAACGUAUCUCUACAUCAGAUUUAAGACGACCACUGGUGACGCAAUGGGCAUGAACAUGAUAUCAAAGGGGGUUGAAAAGGCCCUUUCAGUCAUGGCCACGGAGUGCGGGUUUGACGACAUGGCGACGAUAUCCGUGUCUGGGAAUUUCUGCACCGACAAGAAACCCGCAGCGGUGAACUGGAUUGACGGAAGAGGUAAAGCUGUGGUUGCAGAGGCCAUCAUCCCAGGAGAUGUGGUCCGCAGUGUUCUUAAGAGCGAUGUGGAUGCGCUUGUGGAGCUCAACGUGUCCAAAAAUCUCAUCGGCAGUGCAAUGGCGGGCAGUAUCGGCGGCUUCAAUGCCCAUGCUUCGAACAUUGUGACUGCCAUGUUCCUGGCCACUGGUCAAGACCCAGCUCAAAAUGUGGAGAGUUCCAACUGCAUCACCAUUAUGAAGAACAACAACGGAAAUCUCCAAAUCAGCGUGUCGAUGCCUUCGAUUGAGGUGGGCACCAUUGGUGGAGGAACCAUUCUCGAAGCACAGUCUUCGAUGCUUGAAAUGCUUGGAGUACGAGGAGCUCAUCCGACCAACCCAGGCGACAAUGCCCGAAAACUAGCCAGAAUCAUUGCUGCUGGGGUUCUCGCUGGAGAGCUCAGUCUCUGCAGCGCCCUCGCGGCAGGCCACUUGGUCAGGGCACACAUGGCACAUAAUCGCAGCACGGCACCCACACGGGCAACGACGCCAGUGUCGGCUGCAGUUGAGCCUUUUCUCCGAGCUCAAAACGGACCGAGCAUACCUUCUUCGCUCAAAAUGACGAAUGGAAGAUGAGCCUCGUUGGGUUGAGACGGUGUACAAAUGAACCAUACUGUAUAUAUUGGUGAUUCUACCUAUGGGAGUUGUGAGGUGAUGGUUCUGGCCUGCCGUUGACGGGAGACCAGAUGUUCAUAAUGAUCAACGACAACGGGAGAGGCAUAAUGGCCGCAUACCGGGACUACGGGGACCAGAGAGAAGAACCGGGUUGCAGUGAGAGCCUUGUACAACAUAUGGAGUACACAAAAUAGAGCAGGCAAGAGCAAUCGUCAUUGUUAAUUCCGUGGUAAUCGAACUCAAAGAACUUUGAAAAGUGCGGCCCCCAUCCAUCAACG